Aphanomyces astaci is the source of this 1236-nucleotide messenger RNA. RefSeq names its product serine/threonine protein kinase. Bases 19 to 1107 code for a protein of 362 amino acids. Gene Ontology annotation, molecular function: protein kinase activity; ATP binding. Gene Ontology annotation, biological process: protein phosphorylation. Lineage: Eukaryota; Oomycota; Saprolegniomycetes; Saprolegniales; Verrucalvaceae. The transcript has 2 exons. The record is from RefSeq and is a predicted model, not a curated record.
UCCCAUUUCGCCCGAUCCAUGUCGUUGACGGCGCGCUUGCCUCUCAAGGCCGUCACAGGACUUGUGCGGAAGCGGUCGACGUCACGGCCGCUUCUAGAGACCAUCAAACAUGCAGGACAAGAACGAAGUGCAAGGACAGAUGCAGGUGCUUCACUCCUCGUCGCGGGCGGCUUUGUGUCUGUCGUGGCGAUAGCGGCUUCUUUGUCAGAUACAUUUGUGUCUCACAGCGACGCCCUUCUGUCGAAACCGAAGUACUUCGACGACGAAUACGAUCUCGUGAACGCACGGUCACUCGGCCAAGGAGCGUUUGGCAUGGUGAUGCAAUGCGUCAACAAGUCGGACCACUCAACGGCGGCCGUCAAGGUUGUCGCAGACGGGUACGACGAAGCGGAGCGAGAGAAGAACGCGCUCAUGUGCGUGGAACAUGCAGGGGGCCAUCCCAACAUCAUCCAACUCACGAACUACUUUACCCACGACGGGUUCCAUUACAUGGUGCUCGAGUGCGUCCGCGGCGUUACGUUGUUUGACUUCGUCGCCGAGCACAAACAGUUGACGUCGCGGGAGGCCGUGGACGUGUUGACUCAGGUGGCCUCCGCGCUUGCGUUUUUGCACGCAUACGGCAUGGUUCAUUGCGACCUCAAACCCGACAACAUCAUGGUCACCCGAGACCAAUCCACGAUUAGUAGUAGUAUCGCCGUCAAGAUCAUCGACUUUGGGUCGGCGACGAUCCCCCAUCCAAGAGAAAGCAGCCGCAUGCCCCUCAAGCGCGCGUUGACGCUGUCGUCGGCGCCGCUCUCGGGCACCAAGACGUACUGGUCGCCCGAGAUGCUUCAAGGUCCGAAAGUCGACCACGUGAGGCCAAGCAUGGACAUGUGGUCCGUCGGAUGUCUGCUCUACAUCAUGCUCACCGGCCGCCAUCCGUUCGACCCGCGCGGAUCCCUCUCGGAGGAGAUGGUGCUGCACAACGUCGUCCACGCCGCCGUCGAUCUGCCCUCGAAUUGGCCGCCACAACUCACGGCCAUCGUCGCGCAACUCCUGGACAAGGACCCGUCCACGCGCCUCACGGCCCCAGACCUCGUCGCGGCGCUGCAAGCCAUGUCUUGUUAACUUAGUUGACCUAUACUGCCAUACUUUAAUUCAAUAUAUGACGUGGCACGUUCUCGUGUGAUGUACUAGUCCACUGUACUGGUACUGUAGUGCUAUAAACGUGGGAAGGGCCGUUGUUGUCGUCCAACG